Messenger RNA from Sus scrofa (pig), 1632 nucleotides. NCBI's taxonomy places the organism in Eukaryota, Metazoa, Chordata, Mammalia, Artiodactyla, Suidae. The record is from RefSeq and is a predicted model, not a curated record.
AUGCCUGUGCCCUGGUUCCUUCUGUCCUUGGCACUGGGCCGAAACCCUGUGGUCCUCUCUCUAGAGAGGUUUGGGGCUCAGGACGCUGCCCGCUGCUCUCCGACAGAACUGGUGCUAAGGUGCCACAAGGAGACCGACUGCGACCUCUGUGUGCGUGUGGCUGUCCACUUGGCUGUGCAUGCACUGGGCUUCUUGGAAGGAAGCCAAAGCCAGAGCGGCCUCUCUCAGGCCCAUGUGGUGCUGUCCUUCCAGGCCUACCCUACUGCCCGCUGCGUCCUGCUGGAGGUGCAAAUAGAGAAGCUGAGGCUUGUAGAGGAAAGUCUGUGGCUGGAUCCACGUCUGGCGGACUUCCUGCACAUCAUGUCUGUCCCACAUGACACUGUGGAAGCGGCCCUGCCCUGGCUCAACGUGUCUGCUGAUGGCGACCAUGUGCGCCUUGUGCUGGACGUCUCUGAGGAACAGCGCUUCGGCCUCUCCCUGUACUGGAACCAGACCCAGGGCCCUGCAAAACCCUGGUGGCACAGAAACCUGACUGGGCCACAGACCAUUACCUUGAACCACACAGACCUGGUUCCCUGCCUCUGUAUUCAGGACUCCUACCUGUGCUUCGUGCCCUCUUCAGAUGUCAUCGCCCCCUUGAAGACCCUCGCGCACACAGGAACUCUGGCGUGCAGCCCGGUUGCAGCUGCUGCCUUCGCAGGACUGGCGGCUGGAUGCGCCGUGCUCCCUGCCCGCCGAGGCCACGCUGUGCUGGCAGGCACAGGAUGGGGGCCCUGCCAGCCGCUGGUUCCGCCGCUGCCCCGAGCAAAUGUCACCGUGAAUGUGAGCACCUGGGAGAAGCUGCAGCUUCAAGAGUGCCUGUGGACUGACUCCCUGGGGCCCCUCAAGGAUGACAUGCUGGUGGUGGAGACAAGAGAUUCCCAGGACAACAGAUCACUCUGUGCCUUGGAACCCAGUGGCUGCACCCCACUGCUCAGCAGAGCUUCCACGCGGCUGCCGCCAGGAGCCGAGUGGCUUUGCUCCUCUACUCCCCGACGACGCAGGCUUCGAGCGCCUCGUGGCGCCCUGGCGUCAGCGCUGUGUCAGCUGCCGCUGCGCGUGGCCGUGGACCUGUGGAGCCGCCGCGAACUGAGCGCACAGGGGCCCCUGGCCUGGUUCCACGCGCAGCGGCGCCAGACCCUCCAGGAAGGCGGCGUGGUGGUCCUGCUCUUCUCGCCAGGGGCCGUGGCCAUGUGCCACGAGUGGCUGCAGGAUGCGGCGUCAGCGCCCGGGGCACACGGCCCGCACGACGCCUUCACCGCCUCGCUCAGCUGCGUGCUGCCAGACUUCUUGCAGGGCCGGGCACCCGGCCGCUACAUCGGGGCCUACUUCGACAGACUGCUGCCCCCGGACGCCGUGCCCGCCCUGUUCCGCAGCGUGCCGGUCUUCUCACUGCCCUCACAGCUGCCCGACUUCCUGGGACCCUACAGGGGCCCGGCGCCCUCCGCUCGAGGCGGCUCGCGGAGAGAGCGGAUCAAGUGUCCCGGGCCCUGCAGCCCGCCCUGGACAGCUGCUUCUGCGGCAAAUCAGGACUGCCGCGCUCAACCGGUAUCCCCGCGGCCCUUUAACAACCCCGACAGGUGCAGCCCGUAG